AUUGUGCAAUUUUGAUUACAUUUGUAUAUAAAUGAAUAUUGUUUACAUUGAUAAGGAAGUUUAAAUAGUCUAAUGUUGUUGAACAAGGAUGUAUAAUGAAAUAUAUUUAUGGAAAACAUUAAAUAUUACGCCUAUCGGGACAUCCAAGAUUACACAGAUGCCGAAUUGAUUAACGAUGACUGUUACAAUAAUAGCCAUAUUGUGUUAUUUUUUACACUGGGGUAUUAGUGCACAAGAGUCAAGGGAUAAACAUCGGUGUAUACACAAGCUCUCAGGUAAAUUGGUACAUGUAUGUUGUUCGGGUUAUCGUCUGUGGAAUGAACAAUGCAUAGAAUGUUUUGGAGCUUUCGGAGAAAACUGCUCGGUACCAUGUGGACAAAAUACUUUUGGAUAUCGCUGUAGAAGGAUUUGUAACUGUACCGAUAAUCAAGUUUGUGACAGAUACACGGGAUGUAUGGAGAGGGACGUUAACCAACAACGUCAUCAGGUUGUGAUAUCACUGAUUAUCGGACUUGGGUUGGCCAUGGUGACUGCGUCGGUAGUGUUUGUGGGUGUCAUGUUUUGUAAAUGGCGGAGACAAAUACAACAGAGGUUUAAACAGGAGGAAGAACAGAUGACGGGGUUUCAAGUAGAUUUGCUCUCAUUUCCUGGUAAGGAGGAAGAGCAUACAGAAACGUAUGAUGAUGUUCGAGAAUCAAAAAUGACCCUUCAUGGCGGAAAUAGUGGAACACGUGACACUGGGGAGUAUAGAAUAAAUUCUACAGAUUACAAUCAACUAUUUAGUGACAAGAAUGCUUUGAAAAAAAACAUAAAUGAAGGAAACCAAUACUGUUACAUUGAUGCACGCUUUCAGAGGGACGACAUGCUACUCACAUUGUCUGAGUACCCGGAAGACGAGUGUUACGUUAGUGUAUCGAGGAAUAACAACCGUCUGCGAAGAAUUUCCAAGUCUUGUUCUGAUAUGAAAGCAAUUUUAACAAAGCCAUACAUCAAUAUCAUUAGCAGUCACAAUGCUAAAUCCACGACAGACAAUUUAGAUAGAGUUGUUCUCAUAGAGCAUUUAUAGACUUUACAUCUCAUUGAAACCUGGCUCUGGGGAAAUUCCUGUAAAACUAGUUUGUGAGGCACUAACGCGGAGUAAUGUACACAAAUGUUCCAUUCCACCACCAUUGAUAGACUCGAUUAGCAUUCCUUUGUAUUCAUCAUGCGAAACACAGCCAUAUUUUGUGGAUGUGCCCUACAUGUAAUAUAUGAUCACUUUGUAUAUUUUUCCUCCAAUGUACAUGAUUGUCUUUCUUUUAUCAUAUGAUAUCCCAUUUUUCUUAGAUAUAUUUAGUACUUUUACAAGAUGUUCUUAGACAUUUUAGGGAUGGUUAAUGUCGAUGACUUAAACCGCUUCCUGAUAAAUAUUUUUACUUUCAAACCAUUUAAAUUACUAGUGUUACACAUGUAUUGAUGACUGUUACACAUGUAUUGAUGACUGUUACACAUGUAUUGAUGACACUUAUGUCGGACAUCCUGGAGAGGUCUUCUUGAGUGCAUUUCAAUUAACGGUAAUGGAAAUUUAUUUGUUUUGACUAAAUCCAUCGAUAUGACUUGAACACCCUGGAGGAAACCGACUACAAAAAGACAUAACUGCACGUGAAUUUGACACCACGUAGGGAAGGAACAGGAAGGACUUUGAUUACAAUACCUCUUUAUGGGACUGUUGACUCGAGACAAUAUAUAUUCAGAUAUGGACGUGUAGAACAAUUCAUUUCAUCAUGCUUCAGUGGUGUACAUUAGGCUAAAUAUUGUAAAUUACCACAGAGAAAUGCAAUCUUGUAUGAUCAUCAACUUUUUGAUUUUACGUGUUGUUUCGUUCAAAUGUCUAAAUUUUAAAAGACUGGUUCAAAUGUGAUAUUCAGUAAGUUAUGGUGCAUCAAAAUUGGUACUGUAUAUGUUUUACAUUAUGAUCCCUGGGUCGAGGCCUCUGCUGUUGGACUGUUAGUCCCCGAGGGUCUCUACAGCUAAGUACUUUGCUACUAUCUUGAAAAUACGGAUGUAUAUUUAAUUGCUGUGAUAAAAUUUAGAAAUUCAUUUCAAAAUUAAGGAUUAUCUCCAUCAUGCAUAGCUCUGAUCCUUAAACGAAUUUGACUCCAGUCUUUGGCACUCUGUUUUUCGUUUUAGUUCUUACAAGUUUAUAGUUGUUUCUGAUUUCCAAUAUUUCUGCUUGAGCAUCACUGAAGAGACAUUUGUCGAAAUGCGCAUCUGGUGCAUCAAAAUUGGUACCGUAUAAGUUUUACAUUAAAGUAACAAUUUGUUUGUAGCAUG
This is a messenger RNA of Ostrea edulis (European flat oyster), 2313 nucleotides long. RefSeq lists its product as uncharacterized. The coding region runs from base 176 to 1066 and encodes 296 amino acids. The transcript has 6 exons. NCBI's taxonomy places the organism in Eukaryota, Metazoa, Mollusca, Bivalvia, Ostreida, Ostreidae. The record is from RefSeq and is a predicted model, not a curated record.